Messenger RNA from Brenthis ino (lesser marbled fritillary), 1149 nucleotides. The record is from the annotation of a GenBank genome assembly. Lineage: Eukaryota; Metazoa; Arthropoda; Insecta; Lepidoptera; Nymphalidae.
AUGCGGGCGGCACUGCUGCUGCUGGCGGCUGCACUGUGCCGCGCCGCGACACUCGACUCGGAGCUCGGCGUUGGCAAAUCUAUCAAUAUAUUUAUGAGAUAUGGUUACCUCAGCAUAUGUAUGCGAGUGGUUCCACGUAACGACACAGAUGGGUGGGUGUUCCGGGAACCUACAGUCAGUGUUUUCCGAGACGUUGAUAGGUUCGUGGUGGCGCCCAAGCCUCGACAAGCCAAGACUCUCUUUGAUGGAGACUUUCAUAUGGAGUUCUGCGAUAACCUGAAGCAGCUAUUACAAGCGUAUUUUAGAGAUUUUAGUUUUGAAAGGUUAGAACGUCCAUGGAGGGCGUUCACGGCCGGGUGGCCGACUGACAUAAUGGCGAGAAACCUCGGCAUUAACUCCUCUUUCAUCAAUGGGGACCACUGUUACGUCCUGGUUAGGGUAUCAAGGUUCCGAGAAACUGCAAAACUCAAAGACUUACCACCAAACAUCGCAGUAGAGGAUGUUGUAUAUGAAGCGAUAGAUGAAAUUGCUGUCGGUGAUACCGUCUCUGUCGCCGACUUUAUACGGAAAUACGGCUCGCAUUACAUAGCCUCCUAUAUCACGGGUAACUCAUUAUACCAGGUGUUCGUAUUCACACGGGGCGUGUAUUCGCGGAUAAAAGAGCGGGUUAAAACCCGCGGGAUAAGCGACAUCUCAACCGACGAGAUGAACAAUUUCUUCUCGCCGCACUUCGCUGAACAUAUCGGCGCGGUCAAGGUGUUUGUGUUCUCUAGAACUGCAUACUCUAUGAUCAAAGAAAGGUUAAAAAGUAAGGGCGUAGCGGAUAUAACUGCUAAAGAACUAGAAGGAUAUUUUUCGCCUUGGCAGGCCAAGCAUAUAGGCCAGAUUAAGGUCGCAAGUGGAAACAAAACAGUAGAAAAUUGGGCGAUGAAACGUCUAAGAGUGCAUUAUUAUAUAUUUUCGUAUCCAAGCCUAUUAAAAUUGCACGGAGAACCUGCUUUACUAAGAAACUUAGAUUCCUUGUUAGGAAACGAGGCCUUAUUACAAUUAGAAUUAAAGACAUUAUCGCCCGCAUUCAAAGACGUUAAAAAGAAAAAGUGGUUUGAAGAAGUGAUAGACAAUUAUUUAAAGCUAUGGGAAAGUAAUAUG